CGGCUGGCGUUGAUAAAAAAUUGUUUUUACUACGUCGUUUCUGACGUUUCUGUUGUCAUUUUGAGUUUGACGAUUUGUGGAAGCUCAAAAACUGUGAAUCUUACAACACUAAGCGAUAACUAGACAACUUGACUUCUCAACAGUAUUGUGAGUUCGUACGUUUCCAUCUCGAGGUGGUAUUCAAUCUGUUCCGAGUAAUGAAAGAUCGGCAAACCACACCAGGAGAUGGUAUUAGAUCUCUAAAAACUUCCCGAGUGUUUCGGAUCAUCAACUUUGAACUCUACUCAAAACCGAAUAAAGUGAUCAUGGCAUUAGGGCUUGUAUCAAUAUCAUUCACAUUUGGAUAUCUGGUAUAUAUGAGACACCAAUAUGAAAAAAUGGGAUAUUACCCAGCAGUUGCUGAAGAUGGCCGUCAUGAAAUUUAUAAACCAAGACAAUCUAAAUGGGAUUGAAAUUAUAUUAUUUUAGUAU
Melanaphis sacchari is the source of this 471-nucleotide messenger RNA. Its product is annotated as small integral membrane protein 8. The record is from RefSeq and is a predicted model, not a curated record. Bases 198 to 452 code for a protein of 84 amino acids. The transcript is spliced from 2 exons. NCBI's taxonomy places the organism in Eukaryota, Metazoa, Arthropoda, Insecta, Hemiptera, Aphididae.